Myodes glareolus (Bank vole) is the source of this 2187-nucleotide messenger RNA. It is a transcript of the gene Iapp, whose product is annotated as islet amyloid polypeptide. Gene Ontology annotation, molecular function: hormone activity. The record is from RefSeq and is a predicted model, not a curated record. NCBI's taxonomy places the organism in Eukaryota, Metazoa, Chordata, Mammalia, Rodentia, Cricetidae. Gene Ontology annotation, cellular component: extracellular region.
UUAAUGACAGAGCCUCCCUGGUGACAGAGCUAAGCAGGGCUAGGGGCAUAUAAAAGACAGCUUGCCAGUUGCCAAGCCGUGCAUGCAGACUUGGGCUGUGGUUCCUGAACCUUCUGGCUGUCGAGCCUUUUUCUGAUAUUGCUGACACUGAUCAUUAAAGGGUCCUCGAGAAGCGAUGAACUUCUCCAAACUGUCCGCUGCUCUCCUCAUCCUCUCUGUGGCACUAAACCACGUGAAAGCUACACCCGUCAGAAGCGGAACCAACCACCAGAUGGACAAACGGAAGUGCAACACUGCAACCUGUGCCACACAACGCCUGGCAAACUUUUUGGUCCAUUCCAGCAACAACCUUGGUCCUGUCCUCUCAUCUACCAACGUGGGAUCCAACACAUACGGCAAGAGGAAUACGGCAGAGAUUCCAAACAGGGAAUCUUUGGAUUUCUUACUCCUUUAGAGUCAAUGUGCUUCUUCAUCUCUUGUUACUUUUUGUGUAAAUAUUCUGGUGUAAUUUAACAGUGCCUUUUCCAUUUCCACUGUGAAUGCACAAUGAUGUGUCCCAUGCUUUCUGUCUGUGUGUGUAAGAACUGCUUUAAACUGAAGACUGAUCAAGUUCAGGCUGAACGCAAUAAUGUGGUGAUAUUUCAUUUGUAUUUUAAUAAAUAAAGCUUGCCUAAAGAUCAGAGAGUAAAACAGGCCCACUGGUUAGCCUUACAGACCAAGCAGUGGUGACACAUACCUUUAAUACCAGUAGCUACACUAGUUUGCCAUAGAAACCAGGCAGUAGUGAUGAACGCCUACAAUCCCAGCCUUAGAGAGGAAUAUAAAGUGGGAGGAGACAGCACUCAGUCUGAUUCUGAGAUUCAUGGAGGCAGGAUCGCCACUUUAGAAUGAGGUAGAAGGGGCUUACAGUUUUGUUUUUCUGACCUUCAGGCCAAGCCCCAACAUCAGUCUCUGGGUUUUCAAUAUUUAUGCUACACAGCAUGUUCUUGAAAUACUUAAAACUUCUUUUUCUAACUUGUAACUUUGUGAUUCAAGUUUAACAAUAAAGGAGAUCAUAGAAACAUGAAACUUGACAAGUCAUUAAUGGUUACUAAUAAGACUCUGAUUUUGAACACUGGAAAGACAAAUAUUCUAGGUACCUGUUCAGAUGCCAUUUCAAAAUAAAUUAGCAAAAUUGUUGCAGGAUAUUUGAUCACACUGUGAACCCAAAGCUUGUGUUAUUUAUUGGAAAAACCUGUUUCUAGCUGUGGUGUGGCUCAGCCCUAGCACACAUCUUUAAUUCAAGAGCUUUCUGCUUAUUGUAAACAAGAGUAAAUAAAGUCAACCAUAAGUCAAGAGGUGGAGCAAGCAACCAGUUGAAAUGAAGUGAACAUUAAAAAGCCAUACAGAGUAAGAGGGAAUCAGGAGGAUGGAUUGCGAGAAACGCAAGAAGUAGUAGGGAGGGACAUUUGGUUUGAGGGUUUUGUUGUUUGUUUUGUUUUGUUUUUAGACUAUGUAGGAGAAAGGCCUUAUAUCCUUACAUUCUCGUUCAUUGGUGGGGGAGGAAGGUCAAUCAGGUGCUUGUUCUGCCUUUCUGAGCUAGCAGGCUUUCACCCCCGCAUCUGGCUCCUGAGUCUUUACUAAUAUUGGUAAAAUCAAGUGCUUGAUAUCUAGUCAAAAACAAUACAAAAUCUUGCUCUGAUUUAAUUAAUUUUUUUAAAAUUCUGCUCUUUAGUGUGCUUGCUAUUACCAAAUAUCUGUUUUUAAUGUUAAAGGUGGUUUGUGUCCAUGAGGGGUUCAUUAUAUUUUCUGUUGUGAGUUUUAGUGAUGUCUAUGACUUUGCUUUGUUGAAUAUUUAUUCAACCAUAUUUAUAUCCAGACUAUUUCAAAAGUAUCCUGUCUUCUACUAUUUAUGUCUUCAACUAAAAGACCACAGAUUCUUGGAACUCAUGCUUGUAUGUCAACUUAUUAUCUUGGCUAAGGUGGGGUACUUUCUCUACAAAUGGUAUGACUCUGUAAAUCAAUAUUACAAUCUACAUGCUUUUAUCUGACUAUAAAAUAGAACCACUAGAAAUAAUAUUAAUGUAUUCAAUUGUCUAUAAUACUACCUUAUAUUAUUUUAUUAAGAGGUCUCACAAUGGAGUCAUGAAUAUCAUGGAAUUCAUUAUGUAGACCAUGAUAGCCUCAAACUCAAAGAGAUCUGCCUAC